AUCACUUCCGCUUUUAAACUCUGACGAAGAAACAUCGCAGGUGUGUGAAUUCGUUUCUCUAAUUCUUGUUUGUUUCAAAUAAAAUCCAUAUAAUUUUAGAAUUGUAACAUAAACGAGUUUCUUCUAUUUGAAAAUAUUAUAUUUGAAAUAUAAAAUAAUGGCUAAUGGUCAAGAAGAAUAUAAUACGGAGAAAAAGGAUGAGUCUGUUACUGAAGAGGUUAAAAAGGAUAAGCCGGUAGAAAAUGCAAAGGACGAUACAAAAACGGAAGAAACGAAAGAAACGAAAGAAUCUUCGGAACCUACUGAAGAAUUAUUAGAACAGAUUAAGGACCAAAUAGAAUUUUAUUUUGGAAAUGUAAAUAUGCAAAGAGACAAGUUCCUUACGGAACAAAUAAAACUAGAUGAAGGAUGGAUACCUUUAUCAGUUAUGCUUAAUUUCAAUAUGUUGGCUACGAUGACUACAGAUUGUGAUAUAAUUGUAAAAUCUCUCGAAUCAAGCGAAUUAAUCGAAAUAUCUGAGGAUAAGAAGAAAAUAAGACGUUCGCCAAAAUUUCCUUUACCUAUAUAUAACGAAGAGUAUAGAAAGGCGCAGGAAGCCAAAACAGUUUAUAUGAAAGGAUUUCCAUUAGAAAAUAUAAAUAUUCAGAAAUUAAAGACUUAUUUCAAGCAAUAUGAACCAUAUGAAAACAUUGUUAUGAGAAAAUAUUUGGAUAAGGAUAAGACGUUACACUUUAAAGGUUCUAUUUAUCUACAAUUUAAAACCUUAGAUGAUGCUAAAACUUUCAUGGCAAGAGAAUCUGUUAAAUACAAUGAAACAGAAUUAAUAAGGAAGUGGGCGGCUGAUUAUAAUGUAGAACGAGCUAGUGAAAAGGAAGAAAGAAAACAGCGUAUACAAGAAGCAAGAAAUAAAAAAACAGAAGCUGCAUCAAAAGAUUCUAAGGUAGCAGAUAAUGUAAAUUUACCAAAGGGUGCUAUAAUACACAUGAAAGGAAUGCCCGAUGAUUGUACAAGGGAUAUAAUUAGAACACGUUUCGAAGAAUUUGAAAUUCCUAUCGCUUAUAUUCAUUUCGAGUCAGGUGACAAAGAAGCCUGGAUUCGUUUCCAAGAAGAGAAUGCAGCAAAAACUAUCUUGGAAAAAUUAUCAGAAAAUAAGAUCUUGAUCGAGGAAACGGAAGUUACAUGUCGGGUUUUGGAAAAUGAAGAAGAACAAAAGUACCUCGACGAAGUUAAGAAAUAUAUUUCUAACCUCAGGCAACGUCAUAAGAGCAGAAAUGAGAAUAAAAAAAAUCGCACAGGACACAAGGGAGGAAGGAAAAGGCCUGCGACUUCUCCUGCAGAUCAUGAGCCAGCAAAAACUGCUGCCGUUGAGUAGUUAUUAUAGAAAUUAUUUAAGGUGCGAGAUAAAGUUGAUCGAUGGAAAUUUUUUCAUCAUGGUUGACCUGCUAUGUAUAAUACAAUUCAUAUUAAUGUAACAAUUUAUACAUGUACAAAGCGGAGGAAGCUUUGUAUAUAUGUGUUAAGAGAUUUAGAAAUGCUAGACAUUUUUUUUAUUACUUUGAGAUUUAAUUUUUUUUCCGGAUAAUCGAAGGGUCUGUUAUAUAAUAAAAAAAAUUAAAUUAUAUAAGAUCCGGAUAAAAGAAAAUAAACAAAUGACCUAUUAUAUACAGUACCUUUAAAUACGAUUAUUUUUCUAUGGUUAUCGAAGUUCGUAAUAAUUAGGACUGUAGUAGUAUUUUAUGAUAUACGAUAAACCGUUAAAUAAAGUUUGUAAUGAUGUUCCUGACACGAUAUUGUAAAAUUAUAUUGGUAAUAUUUUUUUAUAGAUUUUAGUACUGUCUCAGCUUCCUGCGCCUUUCUGUAUUUUUCAUUGUAUAUCGGUAAAUGAAAAUUCAACGACCGUUUUAUUUUCUUCUUCUCAGAUAAUUCACUCGAUUCAAAAGAUUUCACGAUAAUAUUGCGAUUGGUAAUCAUAGUAGGUUAUAAUGCAAAUAAUAUACAUAGGAAUAUAUCGUACCGAUGAGUAUUUAUAAAUAAGUGUUUAUUGUUUUACAGUGAAAUUUACAAAUCGUUCGAGCUAAGUCGCUAGUUAAAUUUCACUGUCGUUUUAUUUUAUUUAUUUUUGUUUAUUAUUUUACGUGCUUGAUAUUCCUUUUUUUUUUUUAUUAUUAUUAUUUCUUUUUUUCCUUUUUACGUACGAUCGCAAACAAUUGUUAACGUAUGUAUUGCGAACCAUGGGGAUUUGUUUGCGAAUAAUGCUUGAAAAAAUGUUUACGCGAGAGCGUAGUUGAAAAUUAUCAAAGUCGACACGA
Vespula vulgaris is the source of this 2309-nucleotide messenger RNA. It is a transcript of the gene La, whose product is annotated as la protein homolog. The record is from RefSeq and is a predicted model, not a curated record. Bases 158 to 1372 code for a protein of 404 amino acids. Gene Ontology annotation, cellular component: ribonucleoprotein complex; nucleus. The transcript has 7 exons. Gene Ontology annotation, molecular function: RNA binding. NCBI's taxonomy places the organism in Eukaryota, Metazoa, Arthropoda, Insecta, Hymenoptera, Vespidae. Gene Ontology annotation, biological process: RNA processing.